AUUCGUAUUCACAUUUGCUUGUACGUUUUGCGUGUGACAGCUUCGCUGAAAUAAUUUCGUGUGUUCUUGUGAGUUCCCUUAAUUUAAAAGAUGAAGGCAGUUAGUGUGGUGUGCGGCGAGACCGGUGUUUCGAGUGUGACAACGGGAAAAGUGUCCAAAACUAGGAAGGAUAUCGAAAACGAGGAAAUCCAAAUGUAUCUUAGUAAAUUAAAGGAUCUUGUGCCGUUUAUGCCAAAAAAUAGGAAAUUAUCGAAACUGGAAGUGAUACAGCACGUCAUCGACUACAUUUGCGAUCUUCAGAGCGCCCUCGAAACCCAUCCGGCAGUCAAUGCUUUUGAUGCGGCCGCGGUGUUAAACCAAAAAAAAUCACAGGGCGCAGUGAGUCCGAGGCAACCACUUGGUGUUAGGAGCAGCCCAAACACGAUACUUGGACCCUGUGAGGCACCAGUGACACAAAAUGCCACGACGCCAGAAAAGCUAUCGGAGAGGCGACCAGUUUCGUGUUAGAACCUAGCAAAUUGUGUCAUCGCGUCAUUCAUUCCAAAAGUUACACAAAGACGAGGAUGGCAUAUUUCGAGA
Photinus pyralis (common eastern firefly) is the source of this 579-nucleotide messenger RNA. RefSeq names its product protein extra-macrochaetae (gene emc). Gene Ontology annotation, biological process: circadian regulation of gene expression; negative regulation of transcription by RNA polymerase II; cell differentiation. The transcript is spliced from 2 exons. The coding region runs from base 91 to 507 and encodes 138 amino acids. Gene Ontology annotation, molecular function: protein dimerization activity; transcription regulator activity. Gene Ontology annotation, cellular component: nucleus; cytoplasm. The record is from RefSeq and is a predicted model, not a curated record. Lineage: Eukaryota; Metazoa; Arthropoda; Insecta; Coleoptera; Lampyridae.